Molecule: messenger RNA, 2292 nt
Organism: Debaryomyces hansenii CBS767
Lineage: Eukaryota; Fungi; Ascomycota; Pichiomycetes; Serinales; Debaryomycetaceae
Product: DEAH-box ATP-dependent RNA helicase
Exons: 1
Coding region: 1-2292 (763 amino acids)
Cellular component (GO): intracellular anatomical structure; spliceosomal complex
Molecular function (GO): RNA helicase activity; ATP binding; RNA binding
Source: RefSeq, a predicted model, not a curated record
AUGGGUGAGGAUAGAUCAUAUAAGAAGCAGAAAGUAGAAGACUCGAAGGCGGAGGAAGUGGCCGAGGCUGCAGAGGAAUCGUUGAGAUUGCAUCCACAUCCUAGGGAACGCACACCUUUAGUGCACCACGAUGAUGGUGAAUUUUCCAAUCUUACGAGACAUACAACAACAUCGUUACAGGCCUCAAAAUUGGAGGAUGGGCCAAAGAACCCAUUCAGCGGGAAGCAGCUUAGCUCCAAAUACUUUGAUAUCUUGAAAGUGAGAAGGGAUUUGCCGGUGCAUGCGCAGAGAGAGGAAUUUUUGAAAAUGUUUCAAAGCACACAGAUAAUGGUGUUUGUAGGUGAAACUGGUUCUGGUAAGACGACUCAGAUUCCUCAGUUUGUACUCUACGAUGAUAUGCCUCAUUUGAUGGGCACACAAGUGGCAUGUACGCAGCCUAGAAGGGUUGCAGCCAUGUCUGUGGCCAAGAGAGUUGCCGAUGAGAUGGAUGUUGAAUUGGGAGAAGAAGUGGGUUACAGUAUUCGUUUCGAGAACAAGACAAGUAACAAGACCAUAUUGAAGUAUAUGACUGAUGGUAUGUUGUUAAGAGAGGCCAUGGAUGACCAUGAUUUGACCAAGUACUCAUGUAUAAUAUUGGAUGAAGCGCACGAAAGAACUUUGGCCACCGAUAUUUUAAUGGGUUUGUUGAAGCAGGUGAGUGUGAGAAGACCAGACUUGAAAAUUAUCAUUAUGUCUGCUACUUUGGAUGCAGAAAAAUUCCAAAACUAUUUCCACAACUCUCCGUUAUUAGCGGUCCCAGGUAGAACAUUUCCUGUUGAGAUCUAUUAUACCCCUGAGUUCCAAAGGGAUUAUAUGGAUGCUGCCAUCAGAACAGUGUUACAAAUCCACGCUACCGAGGAUGAAGGUGACAUCUUGUUGUUCCUUACUGGUGAAGAAGAAAUUGAAGAUGCCUGCAGAAAGAUUUCCUUAGAGACGGACGAAUUAAUUAGAGACCAAGGCUGUGGUCCUUGUGCUGUUUACCCAUUAUAUGGUUCAUUACCACCUCACCAACAGCAAAAGAUUUUCGACCCUGCUCCUGAACCUUUUAGACCUGGCGGAAGACCAGGGAGAAAGAUUAUUAUUUCUACUAACAUUGCCGAAACUUCGUUGACCAUUGACGGAAUUGUCUAUGUGGUUGACCCUGGUUUUUCCAAGCAAAAGGUUUACAAUCCAAGAAUCAGAGUUGAAUCGUUAUUGGUGUCGCCAAUUUCAAAAGCAUCUGCGCAACAAAGAGCUGGUAGAGCUGGUAGAACUAGACCUGGUAAAUGUUUCAGAUUAUACACAGAAGAGGCGUUCCAGAAGGAAUUGAUCGAACAAUCGCACCCGGAAAUCUUGAGAAGUAGUUUGGCAUCCACUGUAUUGGAAUUAAAGAAAUUAGGAAUCGACGAUUUGGUUCAUUUCGAUUUUAUGGAUCCUCCAGCACCUGAAACCAUGAUGAGAGCUUUAGAAGAAUUGAAUUACUUACAAUGUCUUUCAGAUGAAGGUGAUUUAACCGCAUUGGGAAGAAUGGCCUCACAAUUCCCAUUAGAUCCAAUGCUUGCAGUCAUGUUGAUCGGAUCACCUGCCUUCAAAUGUUCCAACGAAAUCUUGAGUAUUGUUGCAUUAUUGUCUGUGCCAAACAUCUUUGUACGUCCUGCAUCAGCCAGAAAAAGAGCAGACGAAUGUAAGUUAGCGUUCGCUCAUCCUGAUGGUGACCAUUUGACCCUUUUGAACGUUUAUGAAGCGUUCAACUCAGACGAAGCUCACAAUUUGGGCUUGCAUCAAUGGUGCCGUGAUAACUUCUUAUCGUACAGAUCUUUGUUGUCUGCCAGAAGUGUCAGAUCUCAAUUGCAAAGAAUUAUGGAAAGAUAUGAUUUGGAGCUUGUUUCCACCGACUUCGAAGAUAAAAGCUACUGGACCAACGUCCGUAAGGCCCUCGCAGCCGGGUUUUUCAUGCAAGUUGCAAAAAAGAAGUCGGGAAAUAAGGGUUACUUGACCAUCAAGGACAACCAGGAUGCAUUAAUCCACCCUACCACCGUGUUGGCUUCCGAAAGUGAAUGGGUCAUCUACAACGAAUUCGUCUUGACGUCCAAAAACUACAUCAGAACUGUCACUUCGGUGAAACCAGACUGGCUUGUUGAAUUGGCCCCUAAUUACUACAACUUGGAGCACUUCUCAAAGGGUGACGUCAAAUUAUCGCUCGAAAGAGUUAUAGACAGAGUACAAACCAUGAAAAAAUUAGAGAAGAAAAAAUCAAAGAAGUCUAAAAAAUGA